Cataglyphis hispanica is the source of this 6175-nucleotide messenger RNA. Its product is annotated as TBC1 domain family member 14-like. The record is from RefSeq and is a predicted model, not a curated record. The transcript has 2 exons. NCBI's taxonomy places the organism in Eukaryota, Metazoa, Arthropoda, Insecta, Hymenoptera, Formicidae. The coding region runs from base 443 to 2317 and encodes 624 amino acids.
UUUGUGACUAUAUAUAUUCGAUCCUCUCAUUCCUACCUUGCAUCCGAUAUUAUCGGAUGCUGUAUUUUUAGACGCGACCGACGAGUUAUCUUAUCCGUUGAAUAUAGUAUUCGAAUAACGAUUUUAUAAGGCAAGACCGAGGGAGAAUAUUAUAUGGAUAUGCGACUCGAGUGACCGAUCGUACCAUCCGUUCUAGGAGUCGCUUAAUUGAGAAUCACCUUCGGACUGCUACGGUCUGGAUUUUGCGUAGCAGUCGACAUAUCAUUGGACCACCGAAACGUAUCGUCGUUUUCCAUGCUGGCCCUUUGCAGACCCUUGACAAUCGAUAAGGAAGCAUGCACGGAUUCAUGAGUCUCGCGUCGAAAAAGUCGACGCGCGAACGACCAUCCACGACCUCGAUCAGAGGCGACCUGGACGAGAGGUUAGGAGAUUGCAACCAGCCAUGAAGAGUCCCGCGAUGUCCCCACGCUUGAAUGGCACUAACGCGUCAAUUCCCGUCUCGUCGCAGAGCCUCCAGAUAUCGGGCGAAAACGUAAAGUCACGCUACAAUAAUGCCGCCAACAGUUUCCAAAUGGUGAAGGUCACCGGACGCGAGUCUGGUUGCUAUAUCGCCAGUAACAUCGCGCCGAAGGUCGGCAAGCAGCAGUUGGUGUCCUUAAACGGAGACUCGGUGCGCUGCGACAGCGUCAACAUCGACGAGGCCCUGGCAUGCGAUGUGGCACCCAUACCGGCGACGAAGACCAAGGCUCUGUGCGUGCAUAUCAGGGAGAACAAAUGGUACGACGCGGGUAACGUGGUUUCUGUAGGGGUAGCGGGAACCAGCCUGAAUCAUGCCUUGGAAAGCAUGUCUUUGGCUUACAAUCCUUCCACGAAGCAACUAUAUUCUGUGGAGGAAGCUAAAACUUCCAACAAUGCACAAAUCGACUGUACUUCUCAGUACUUGGAAUCUCCGUGUAAUGGUAAGGAACAAUCCUGCAAACCUGAAACAGAUAAAUAUAUAAAGCUUGAAAAUGUCAGUGCAAACAGCAGCCCAAGGAAUAGCCUGCCACGAUCGUGUAGUAGUACAGUGUCUUCCCUUAGUGAAAUAUCACCGUCAGGAAGCUUCCUGGGAUCUGAUGAGCAACAUGUUGUAGAAAAAACCGAAAAGUCAUCUAAACGUUGGGGAUUAAACUCACUUUUUACAAAGAAUGUGUUUUCAUGGAAAAAUCGGGAUUCUCAACAGUCGACACCUACCAGUAGUCCAUCAAGAAAUAUCGACAAAGUAGGCGGUAGUACAGCUUUAAUUCAGCAACCGAGACCAGCAAAUUUACCAGCGAAAAAUGCAUUGGAAGAAGAACGUCACCGUAAGCAAUACAAUGCUAUUUUAGAAGCGGCGAGAAAAAGAGAAUUGCGCGAAGAGAAAGAGCGUAAGCAACAACGAGAGUAUCAAUUAAAAGAAGAAGAAAGAUUAGCUGAAGAUUCUAAUACGUGGAAUGUGUAUGUCUUACCUAAAUUCGAAAGUGUUAAGAAUACGAAGAAAGUGAGGGAGUUAUGGUGGCGUGGUUUACCACCAAGUGUACGUGGUAGAGUAUGGAAACUAGCGAUUUCGAAUAAUUUAAAUAUAACGCCGCAUCUUUAUAAUCUUUGCUUAGACAGAGCAAUGUCGAGCCCAAACAAUGAAUCAUUAGCUGCAAUCAGAUUAGAUGUAUCUCGUACCUUUCCUACCUUAUGUGUCUUUCAAGAAAGUGGACCAUUAUCCAAUAGCCUUCAGGGUAUUUUGGCAGCAUAUGCCGUAUAUAGACCGGACGUAGGCUACGUGCAAGGAAUGAGUUUUAUUGGUGCUGUGCUAUCAUUAAACAUGGAACCAUCAGACGCCUUUGCUUGCUUCGCAAAUUUGCUAAAUUAUCCUUGUCACAGAGCCGCCUUUACAUUGGACCAAAAAAGAAUGAACACUUAUUACAAGGUAUAUUCCAGUGCUCUUGCGCAUAAGCUGCCAAAAGUUUUUUCCCAUUUCACUGUAGCUGGAUUAAGUCCGGAUUUAUAUCUAUUAGAUUGGUUAUAUACUAUAUAUGCAAAAGCAAUGCCUCUUGAUGUUGCAUGUAGAGUUUGGGAUGUCUUUCUCAGAGAUGGAGAUGAAUUCCUCUUCAGAACAGCAUUGGGAGUAUUGCACUUGUAUCAGGAAGAAUUGUUGAAAAUGGACUUUGUACAUGGUGCACAGUUUCUCACUAGAUUGCCAGAAAAUUUACAAGCAGAAUCUUUAUUCAACAGUAUUAGUCAAAUGUCUACUACUGUUGGGACAACAACGUUUCAGCAAAUGUUGAUACAAUUUUCUGCAUAAUUUAGUAUCAAAAGGAUGCACCGUCUUGUAACGUGAAGAUUGUUGGAUCGAGAUCGAUCGUCUCCGUGGUAUUAUAGGCUCGCGGUCGCAACGACGUGAACGUUCGCCGUCCAUCCAUGAUGUUAUCGAUCAUCCAUCAGAAUCGUUUCCAUUUCCGACGUCACGUUCAGCCAUCGUUAAAAUCGUAAGUACAUACAUACAUUGUCAACUACGGCACACACGAAAGAGCGUAUGACUGUUUUCUCCUCGUUUAAAAAACGAGAGCGAUCGCAUCUGAUUUAUACUUCCUGUGGGAUCCUCUUCCGGAAAACUACUCGCAUGUGAUUAGCGUGACUAUAGUUGAAACAUAUGGUUUUAAUGUUUAUGAUAUUAAUGUUUGUUUUAUAAUGUUUGUAAUAUUUAUCGCGAUUUGUGUUUAGAUUCAUCAAUAUCAAAAGCAAGCAUCCAAAUAUCAUAAAUGCAUUUUCUCUUGACGCAAACUUUAUUUUUUAAUAUUAUAACAAAGCAUAUAAUUUUAUUUAAUAUAUAAUUUAAUAUAUCAUCGUUAUCAUUUAAGUAUAAAUCACAGCAUUCGAAAUUAAAAUAAGUUUUUCUAUAAACAUACAUAUGUAGAAUAUUUUUCAGACAUUUUGACGCAUUUUUUUCGAUUAUAAAUUUUCUACUUGACUCAUAGUGGAUUUUUUUUUAAAAGAUAUAUAUAUAUAUAUAGUUUUUAAUUAUUGAUUAAAAAAAGAGAGUUUUAUCGCGCUUUGCGUUUUGAUGUGAACGUAUGUUUAGAAUUCCAUUGAUCAUAGAUAAAAAAAUUCGAUGAUAAUUCGCAUUUCGUAUGUGGAAAAAAUUAACAUAUUAUCGAAUAAAAUCGAUACUACCGUUUCGCUAAUCUGAUGCGAGCAUUGAUGAUAGGUUUUGAUCGCGACAUGUCCACAGAUCAUUUUCCUCCUCGUUCCGUUUUUUUUUGCGCUGUUUUUCACUAAAAGGAACAGAUCAUUUUAAUCGAUAGUUUAAUGAAACGGAAGAAGGGGACGCAUUCGGUACAAUUUAGGAACUUGGCUCGAAACGCGAUGCGUGAAGAAUAAUCUGCUUGAUCGUUAUCACAAUCGCGCGUAACAGCGUAUUUACACUACGUAAUUUUUUAGCGAUAUUUAUAAUCUAUAUAUGUAAUUUUGUAUUUUCAUCAUAUCGUAGAAUUAUAAUGGCUAUAAUAUAAUAUCAUAGCGCACAAAAGCGCGAUGGUUUAGCUUAUUGUGAUGUAGAGAGAGAACAAUUUUAUCUCGAUAUCGCCAAAAAAUCGAGUAGCGUAAACGGCGUCUCCAUUUCUUUCGGAGGAUCAAAUUAAUCUUAAAAAUUUCUCUUUCUAUCAAACCACACAAAGCACGUGGUUACAGAUAAAUGUUUCUACAGAUUAUUUCUAAAUAAUACGCUUGUGCCGUUUGAUCGUCGGAUCUUCGCGAAUCCUUUUCUUUUAUACUUUCGCGAGAAGGACUUACAGCUCUGGAAGAAUAAUCUCCGCGAUAAUUUCCUCGCGUGUUGAGGUGAUAUCAGGAAUCCGGAUAGAAUCAGGCAGCGGGACGUAACAGGUGGGCUCUUUGCGGUUGCGGGUCGUCGAUUACAUCGAAUAACACGCGAUUAUUUCCAAAUCAGUGUACUUCACUGAUCUCUAUCAAUGUUAAUGACUUUUCUACGACUGAUAUUUUAUUUAGGUGUUUUCGUUCAUUUACCACUUCAAUUAUGUCUCUAAAAUAUCGUUUCAUAAAGAUCAGUGAUGUUUUCACGUUUUUACGAACGAUGAUUAACUGAACGCCGCCAACACUGUCUGGAAUCCGUGACGCAAACAAUCCGAGAGAGUGUCACCAUUGAUCGAUAAGUCCGCGACUCACAUCGUGACACGUGUCAAUGCGCUUAGCCUCUACCGAUCUCUCUCUCUCUCUCUCUCUCUCUCUCUCUCUCUCUCUCUCUCUCUCUCUCUCUCUCUCUCUCUCUCUCUCUCUCUCUCUCUCUCUCUCUCUCUCUCUCUCUCAUACUAUUACAUAAUAUAAUAUACGAGCUAGAAAAGGAUCUUAAUAAUUUAUAUAGAAAAUGUACAAGAGAAAAUCUACAUUCAACGAACGCGAUGUGAUAUUUCUAUAUGAAUACGGUCGACGCGCGAUGAUCGAGCGAGAGUGAAGAAUAAAUAAAUUAAAACAGAAGUCGCGAGAGAGGGAGGGGAAGCCCGGGGAUGAAUCUUGUGCCAUUUACAAUCGAGCAAUCCGCCACCGUGUCGAAAAGUAAAGUGCAAUGCAACGCUUGUGUCCUUAUUUAAUAUUAAAUUAUAAAUUAUUUUUACUUUUUGUAUUAACAAAAGUCAUAAACAAGACAUUAUGUUUUGCGAAUAUUCUCACAACGAAUAGUCAUUUACCAAAAAUACUAAUGCGCUCUGCUUGAUUUUCGCUUAUAUGUUGCUCAAUUGAACGACUCGCGAAUCUCGUAGCUUUGUCAUACAUGCUAUAUUAUUCUCGAUCGGAUGCAAGACGCGCGUAUCCAUCUCCAGGCAAAUUCCAUUCGCUCCAAUUUUAGCAUACUUCGCUUAAAGAAGCGUUUAAGCCGAGCAAAAUGGAUGCUGGUCGACAACUUGACUUAAAUCCGCACUCCACGGAUUGCUAAUAGCCUUAGAGCCAAAUGUAUUGCAAGCAAUUUAUUUCACCGAAUAAAUCAAUGUCUGUGCGAGCGUCAUGCUUUUACAUGGACACUCAAAUGUGUUUAACCGAAUUAAAAUUCGCCGUACGGAUUUGAGAGCACGAACGAUUUUUACAUGAAUGUUUUAGUGCAAUAUCUUUUUUUUAACUCUUUUAAACAUCAUUAAUAAACUAAUAUAAAUUUGCAAAAAUAGAGUAAUGAAUAUUCACGCUUUUACAUUAGUUUGUAAUAUGUAAUAAAUCUUAAAUAAUAUUCAUGUGUGCAUCAGUUUGACGAAGAAUGAAAUAAAAUAACAGAGAAUUUCUCCCGAACUAGGAAAGAUUUCUCUUUCGAUUUAACGAGCGUUUAUUUAGCAAUCGAUAGGAUGAAGUAGAAACGUAAUCAUUAUUCUUAUGUUGAGAAAACGCUAUUGAACUUAACUUUCCGUUAUAAUAUACAAUAUGUAUGAACUUACAGUGUUACUUUCUGUCUUUCUCUUGAAAAAACUCUGGAACUGAUUUUUAUCGAUAAAGAUAUCGAUAGACUAAUAAUCUUUAAGUUAAAAUGCAACAAGAAUAAACGACAUCUUUUGAUAUUUUCUUAUUAAAAAAAUUAUUAAAGAGAUCUCUGAGAAAUGUAGCUUGAUUAAGUUUCGAACAUCUUAUAUAUUCCGGAUAUUUAAUAUCAAAUAAUUAAGAAUCAUAUAUUUCAUGCUUGUACAUCUUCUUAUCUACUUGCUUCGCUUACGUUUUCGUUUCUCUUUUUGCCUCUCUCGAGACUUCAUUGGAUUCUCGCGCCGUUUUCCUCUCACGCCCACUUUCUCCGAGUGCACCGGCUCUCAAGACAAGACGGGUGCGAAUAAAUCAGAUUUGAAGUAGCUAAGACAUGCUACAUGUACGUACGCAUUUUGCGCUUGUCUACUUGAGACUAGCCUUUUAAUACCGACAACGAUACGAGUCCUCCAGUACUGGACACGGUUGAAUCAUGCUUCCGUAGCAGGUGUGUCGCGAUAUUCUUAAGAGUAUAAAGUCGAGGAGCACAUGUUGUAUUAUCACAUGUAUUUUUCUUGUUAUUAUUAUUCACAGUAAUAUCGAAAUAUUGCCAUAUAAUUUGCGAUCCGUAUACAUUACAUAAUUUUUUUUAUUAAACAUCUAAAAUUAUUUUUACGUGAUUCAGAGUUAAGACAGUAAAAAAUUGAGAUCAGGA